AUGAUUGUCACCGGGACAUUCGAGGAAAAGUCGUCAGAUUUAAGGGGUCUGGAUGGAUUCCUACAGUUCUGCCUAGUCUGGCAGCCAGAAAAGCGAUUGAAUCUGCCACGCAACGCUUCUGCUCCCUGCACUCUGGGGAUUUGCGUUCAAAGUUCCUUGAAAAACCAAAAUUGCAUUAACUUCAGGCAUGGCCUUACUGAUAUCGGAGAUGGCAUGAGGAGGGGAUCUUUGCUUGACUACCUCGACGACUGUACCGGCCGCGUCUCUCAGACUCAAGCUGACCCCUACAAAUUGGAGAUCCAGACGUGGAGCUGGAGACCUACAGCAGAGCGCAGAGCAAAAGAGGAGAGUAAACAUCUCACACGACUGCGCGUAUUCAAGGAGCUCGUUAAUCAUCUCCUGAAUCGAGCCGCAUCCUUCGACACCCCCGGUCUCGCUUGUCCUGAGGCUUAUCACCAUUCUUCUCAUCUAGUUUCCGACACAGUUGGCAUAAAGCAGGAACUGACACCAAUUUUUGAGAAUUUUCGACGCCAACUAGAAGAUGUGGAUGCCAAAGGAGAUACGUACUUAUAUGACGCGAUUGACACUGCAAGAAGCACAUUGGUAGAUUAUCGGAAGGAUUUUCCUAGCCUCCGAAAGCGAAUUAUAGUUCUUUCUGAUGGUGAUGACAAUAAAUCCGUCUCUACCGCCAGGGACGUGGCUAUUGCCCUACAAAAAGAUCAAGUGGUUGUAGAUUCCAUUCAAGUUGGUAUAUGCAGCAAUACUACCCUCCACGCGAUAUCAGUCACCACUAAUGGCUAUCGAUUUGCACCACAGUCAUCACUUGGCGACGCUCUCAGCAUCUUUGACCUUGAGACAAUGCUCUCAUCCAUAGAGCGAUCACCAAAGACUGCACCUCCUCAGAUACAUGGUAUCUGGGACUGGAACGUUCUGGGGAAUUUUUCACUGUGCCCCAUCGACGUAGUCACCAUUGAUUGCUUCCCCAAACAAGCAGAUCAUUCGAAGCUGAAUGAGAAUGUUCAACAAGCCUCAAAGUCUAUGCACUUGAAGGAAAUCGUAAGAGGCCCUCAUACGAAUAUUGAUGUUUAUGUGAACGGAAGCGACGCCUCAUUCUUCAAGCUCAUACUCGAGGUAUCAAAGGAUACCGAAAACUGUGUAUACGCCGGAGGAACCUUCCUUUUGACAUGGAGCGAAGACGGUGGAUCGUUCGCCUUGCACGCUACUAAUGCAAUCCGAAACCAUGCCUCAAAGACAUGAGAGGGGUGGAAGACAAAAUUGUCAAACGAUAUCGAAGAAGACAC
This is a messenger RNA of Guyanagaster necrorhizus, 1301 nucleotides long. RefSeq lists its product as uncharacterized. The transcript is spliced from 9 exons. The record is from RefSeq and is a predicted model, not a curated record. The coding region runs from base 1 to 1257 and encodes 418 amino acids. Lineage: Eukaryota; Fungi; Basidiomycota; Agaricomycetes; Agaricales; Physalacriaceae.